Molecule: messenger RNA, 1881 nt
Organism: Dictyostelium purpureum
Lineage: Eukaryota; Evosea; Eumycetozoa; Dictyosteliales; Dictyosteliaceae
Exons: 2
Coding region: 1-1881 (626 amino acids)
Source: RefSeq, a predicted model, not a curated record
AUGUCAAAUAAUCAACAAUAUGAUACCAAAUGCUUAGAUCACCCAUAUCAAGAUAUUAUUUCAAUAUGCUCAAAUUGUCCAAACAACACUCCUGUCUGUAUUGAUUGUAUUACUGAUAUUCAUUAUGGUCAUAAUUUUAAAAAAUUAAAUGAUAUAAAUUUUAGAAAUCAAAUACAACAAGAAUUUAAGGAUCAAACAAUACCAAAACUAAACAACUAUUUAGAAAAUAAUAAAAAAAUAUUGGAUAAAUCAAACAAUCACUUUAAACAAAUUCAAGAUAACCAUACAAUGAAUUAUGAUAAAAUUUUUAAAAUAUUUAAGGAAUUAAAAAAUAUUAUUGAUGCAAAAGAAAACGAUAUCACAAGGUUAUUAUUAACUAAACUAAAUGAAAAUACAGAUGUAAAUGAAAUAAUAACAACAACAAUAGAAAGAAAUAAUAAUAUAAUUAAUAAUGCUAUUCAAUAUAAUAAUUAUUUUAAUAAUGAUGUUAAUCAUAAUAAUAAUAAUAAUAAUAAUGGAUUUAUUGAACUUUUAAAACAUAAUCAUCUAUGUAACAAUCUUUUAUCAAAUAUAAAAAAUAAUAACUUACCAGACUAUAAAGAUACUCAAUUAAUAAUUAAAGAAAAUAGUCUCAAAUCAAUCAAAAAUCUAACAAACAGUUAUUUAGAAUUACUUGAUGAUGUUUCUUUAGUUAAAAAAGAAUUAAAAACACUAAAAUUGUAUCAAAAAGAAUUUAAAAUUUAUGAAGAAGGGUGUGAUAUUAGUCAUUUAAAUAUUGCAUUCCUUGCAAUUGGACCUAUCGAAUGUUUACCCAAAACUAUUCCUGAUUUAAUUCCAGCAACAGUCACACAUUUAUAUUUACAAGAUGGCUUUAAUCAAUUACUCGAUUUUAUUCCACCCCCUGUACAAUAUUUGUAUUUACAUAACAUCAAGUAUCAAUUAAUACCUGGUUCAAUUCCAGCAACUGUUACACAUUUAUUUUUACUUGAUGGCUUUAAUCAAUCACUUAAUUUUAUACCACCCACCGUCCAAUAUUUGUAUUUAGAAAACAUCAAGUAUCAAUUAACACCUCAUUCAAUUCCAACAACAGUUACACAUUUACACUUACAAGAUGACUUUGAUCAGCCACUUGAUUUUAUACCACCCACCGUAAAAUACUUGGCUUUACAAAACAUCAAGUAUCAAUUAACACCUGAUUCAAUCCCAGAAACUGUUUUAUAUUUAUAUUUACAAGAUGGCUUCAAUCAAUCCCUUGAUUUUAUACCACCCACCGUACAAUACUUGUUUUUAGAUAACAUUAAUUAUCAAUUAACACCUGAUUCAAUUCCAUCAACUGUUACAGAUUUAUAUUUACAAGAUGGCUUUAAUCAAUCACUUGAUUUUAUACCACCCACCGUACAAACGUUGUGUUUAGAAAACAUCAAGUGUCAAUUAACACCUGAUUCAAUUCCAGCAACAGUUUUACAAUUAAAAUUACUUGAUGGCUUUGAUCAACCACUUAAUUUUAUACCACGUACCCUACAAAGGUUGUAUUUACAAAACAUCAAGUAUCAAUUAGUACCUGGUUCAAUUCCAGCAACAGUUACACAUUUAACUUUACUUGAUGGCUUUAAUCAACCACUUACUUUUAUUCUCCGCACCGUAAAAUACUUGUAUUUACAAAACAUCAAGUAUCAAUUAACACCUGGUAAAAUUCCAAAUCAUUUAACUUUACUUAAAUUUUCUAGUGGUUUCUCUCAGCGUUUUGCCAAAGGUAUCAUCCCUGGCUCUAUAACUCAUAUUCAUAUGGAAGAUGUGGUCUACCCUUUAGAACCCGACUCCAUUUCAAACCCCAAGCAAAAAAUUAAAUAUUAUCCCAACUACAAACAUCCAAAAUUAUAA